Messenger RNA from Sipha flava (yellow sugarcane aphid), 1736 nucleotides. Its product is annotated as putative mediator of RNA polymerase II transcription subunit 26. NCBI's taxonomy places the organism in Eukaryota, Metazoa, Arthropoda, Insecta, Hemiptera, Aphididae. The record is from RefSeq and is a predicted model, not a curated record. The coding region runs from base 114 to 1721 and encodes 535 amino acids. The transcript is spliced from 5 exons.
AUAACGGAGAACCGUUUUACUCCAACCUGUAGUUCAUCGCCAAACGUCAAUGCACAAGAAGUUAUAUUUCGUCUUCGAGUUAGAAGCAGACAAGUAUUAAACGCAGAAUAAAAAUGAUCAAGUCACUAGCAGUCUUCUAUUGCAUUUUCGCGGCCAUCGUUAUGACCCAGGCAGCACCGGAAAAGUAUACUACCAAGUACGAUAAUGUGAACAUCGAUGAAAUUCUAGGCAACGAUCGUCUGGUUACCAGUUACUUCAAAUGUCUUAUGGACAUGGGUAAAUGUACACCGGAAGGCGAGGAAAUUAAACGUUUGAUACCAGAUGCAAUAGAAAAUAAAUGCGCAGACUGUUCGGAAAAACAAAAACUGGCUUCCGAAAAAGUUAUCAAAUAUUUGUACGAAAACAAGAAUGAUAUGUGGAAGGAGCUUGAAGCAAAAUACGAUCCUCAAGGAACGUACAAACAACGUUAUGCUGAAGAUGCGAAAAGAUUGAACAUUAAAUUCCGCGCUGACAAACUGUCCUAUUGUAAAUCCUCAAUGAACUAUGUAAAACUAAGAGGUCACUUCCGAGUUCCGGGCGGAUUAGCAUUGUUUAAAAGACUGCACUUCAUCGUGGUUCUCAUGUACGUCGUAUCAACAGUGAUGUGCGGUCCUAUGCCACGGCCGCUGUGGUUCGACGACGACGAUGAGAAAAUCCAAAACGAACGCGCGAUCGACCGCUUCAGUACUAAACUGGUAGGAAAUCGGAGAAUUCGCGAAAACUAUCUCGAUUGUUUUUUAGACAGCGGGCCCUGUAGUCCUGAAGCCAGUAAUAUUAAACCAGGGAUGAUUCCUGAAGCGAUACAAAAAGAAUGCGAACAUUGUACAGAAUUACAAAAAAAAGUGAUUGAAAAAAUGAUGUGCUACCUGAAUAAUCAUCAACCAGAAAUAUUAAAAAAAGUAGCUGCUAAAUUUGAUCCAAAUGGAGAAUAUAUGAAGCAAUAUAUUAAUACAUUAGAAAAGAAUCAAAAUCAACCGUCUUUAAGACCACAAUUACAUCAACCACAACAACCUCAAAACUCUCAACAACACCAUCAAAACCCACAACAGCCUCAACACCCACCACAGGCUCAACAUCCACCACAACAGCAUCAACACUCACCACAGCAGCCUCAGCAACCACCACAAAACCCACCACAACAGCAUCAACACUCACCACAGCAGCCUCAGCAACCACCACAAAACCAACGUCCUCAACAUGGAAAUGAAUGUGAAACAUGUGAUCAAACUUAUCAGCCUCAUCAGCCUCAACACUCACCACAAAAACCUCAAAACCCUCCGCAACACCAUCAAAACCCACAACAGCCUCAACACUCACCACAACAACCUCAAAACCCUCCGCAACACCAUCAAAACCCACAACAGCCUCAACACUCACCACAACAACCUCAAAACCCUCCACAACACCAUCAAAACCCACAACAGCCUCAACACUCACCAAAUCAGUCCCAACACCCACAACAACAUCAACAACAAUCAAAUCAACAUUCACCACAACAACCUCAAUACCAAUAUAAACCACAACAAAAUGAUUGUGAAACAUGUGAGCAAAACCAGGGUCAUCAGUAUCAACACCAAAACCAACAUCAACAACAACAUCAACAACAGUAUCAUCAUGAACAACAAUUGAAAACAACGGUAGUGACAUCAUCACCAAUAGCUUUUGGAACUCAGAAUCAUUGAUUCUAAUAAAAAUAU